GGAGAAGAAGAAGAUCGUCGAAUUUGCCAACGUUCCAACUUCCCCAACUUCUUGGUUCAAUUCAACCUUCACUCCAACCCUUUUCUUCUCCUGAGGCUCAGAGAUCCGAAUUUCAUUGCCGAGAGAGAGAUAGAGUUUUGAAUCAAAGAGCUUGGAAAGAAAGCACGAAUCUUUUUUCUGCUUGCUUUGCUGAGGGGAAAUGUCGAAAGAAAACAAGGUGAGAACCAAAGUCGUCGUUAGGCAUUUGCCUCCAACGCUUUCCAGCUCCGACCUCUUCUCCCAGUUCGAUCAUCUCUUCUCCGACCGCUACAAUUGGGUCUCCUUCCGCCCCGGAAACACCAGUAGGAAGAGUCGGAACCAGAGGCAUUCUCGUGCUUAUAUUGACUUCAAGAGCCCUGGGGAUGUGACGGAGUUUGCACAGUUCUUCAAUGGCCAUAGAUUUGUCAAUGAAAAGGGUGCUCAGUUCUGUGCUGUAGUUGAAUACGCUCCAUCUCAGCGUGUUCCUAAGCAGUGUGCUAAUGAUAGUCGAGAAGGGACCGUUCUCAGAGUACCUUCUCUUAUUGCCAAAUAUUUUUGGAGUAAUUGUAGUUCUUCUCUGAGAAUAGAUCCGGACUAUCUGGAGUUCCUCAAGCUGAUUGCAAAACCUGUGGAGUGUGUUCGCAGUUCUGAAUUUCAGUUUGAAAGAAAAGAGGCUGAACAAUCAGAGACUUUGAAGGGCAGCAUUGUCGUUACACCCUUAAUGGAGUUUGUGCGCCAGAAACGAGAAGCACAGUAUAUUACAAAGGUCCACCCAAAGAAGCCCAGUGGUAAGGAGAAGGUUCUCAUCAAUAAUGCAUUUGGAGUAGAAGCCAAACCUCCCCCUUCCACCCAGAAAGAAAGAUCACAAAAUACGUCCACUCCUAGAGUUCGAGCUUCUCCAAAGACGAUAAAUAAGACAGCUGAUUCUAGAAAGAAGAAGACCCUGCAGGAUAAAGGAAAGAAGCACAAAACUUCACUUAACCAUGGGAAUGACUCUAGUGAAAAGCUGAUAAAGCGCAUCCUCUUAAGUUGUGAAUCACGUCAAAAGGAACCUUUAGCAGCUGCCUAUCCUCAAGAGAGAUAUCAUCAACAGCAGUGCGAGAAUGAAAAGAACCAGAUUACACCAAUGGGACUAGGAUCAACCAACAUUAGCCCGCGUAAGAAACCCCAUCCGACUAUUAGUGGUUCUGAUCAAAACAGAAUUACAGACAAUCAGUCUUUGAAAAAGGCCACACGUUCAACUGAAAAGCGCACCAGGAACAAGAGAAAAAUUGAUAAACCAACACUUGGUGUCCCGAGUCCAGGUCUUCCAUCUAAUCAACAACACGUUGAUAAGGAAUGUAAUGAGUCCCAUCAGCUUCAUGCUAAUGGUGCAGGGGGAAAAGUUGUUUCCCAUGAAGUUGCGAAAGUUAUGAAGAAUGAUGUAUCCUACGCAAGUAAAGCUAAGGGGAAAUCAUCGAAAAAAGGAGUUGGUACUGGCCACCCUGGUCUUGAGAAGCAAGUUUGGGUUCCGAAGUCAAGCACAGCUUCUUAGGCACUUUGAUUUGGUAUGGUGUCUUGCUAUUAUCUCAAGGAAAAUUCUCUGAAAGUUCAAUGCCCUUACCAAUCAAAGCUCACUGAUUUUUUCAGAUUGCCACGGCUUUAAGUUGAUGCAUUGUGUAUUCCUAUAAAGCCUUGUGGAAAUGGUAUGCAUUCUGAGCAAGCUUCCCGAGGAACAAAGUGAACCCCAGGGCAGUUCUUGUCACAAACACACUACGCAGAAGGCAGUGAAAUGCUCUGCACGUCUGAAGUGAAUCAAUGGGAGAUAUAAUUCCUCGCUACGGGAAGAUUCUAAAGAAUUGAGUAAAUGCAUUGAUCUUAUAUGAAUCAAAUCACUACCUUGUUUAGCUGCCUUUUACUUGCACAUGGCUCCAAUCUUGCAAUGUGCCCUGGGAGUAUCUGCCAUUUUAGUAAGCCUUGAUAUGAACGGAAAUCGACAUCUCCUUCAUUGAUUUUCCUUGGAUGGAGAAACGUUCAAAGAUUGUAAUUUGUAAAUCAAUGACCCCUUUUGUUGUUAUUGUUGGUGUUGGCACUUUUCAGAUAUUCUAGAACUGGGAACUUAUUAGCUUUUGGUAUUGCUGUAUCUAGAGGUAAUGCUAGUAACAUUUGUUGAAUUGGAGAAAAGGUUAGAUAGCUGAUGUUGAGUGGGGAUUUCACUGAUUUGUAGAAGUACAUACCUAAGUUGGAGCUUGUAAUGCCAGACAAAUGCUUUGGUUUCUUUCUUCCAUUUGUGGCUAUUGACUGGUAA
Messenger RNA from Linum tenue, 2305 nucleotides. The record is from the annotation of a GenBank genome assembly. Lineage: Eukaryota; Viridiplantae; Streptophyta; Magnoliopsida; Malpighiales; Linaceae.